Messenger RNA from Onthophagus taurus, 2098 nucleotides. Its product is annotated as protein MTO1 homolog, mitochondrial. Gene Ontology annotation, molecular function: flavin adenine dinucleotide binding. Gene Ontology annotation, biological process: tRNA wobble uridine modification; tRNA methylation. NCBI's taxonomy places the organism in Eukaryota, Metazoa, Arthropoda, Insecta, Coleoptera, Scarabaeidae. Gene Ontology annotation, cellular component: cytosol. The record is from RefSeq and is a predicted model, not a curated record.
ACGUUGGAAAUAUAGAUUCUUUUAUGAUCAUAAAAUGCAUAAAACCAAACGUAUAAUUAAUUUUUAUAAUAAAUUUAAUCGAACAUUUUCAAAUAACACUCAAUAUUAUGAUGUUGUGGUUAUCGGUGGAGGUCAUGCAGGAUCCGAAGCAUGUUCAGCCGCUGCAAGAAUGGGGGCUAAAACAUUAUUGGUUACCCAUAAAAAGAACACCGUAGGGGAGAUGUCUUGUAAUCCUUCUUUCGGUGGUAUUGGAAAAGGGCAUUUAAUGCGUGAAGUUGAUGCUUUGGAUGGAAUUUGUAGUAAAAUAUGUGAUCAAUCAGGUAUUCAAUAUAAGGUUUUAAAUAGAAGAAAAGGUCCUGCUGUUUGGGGACUAAGGGCUCAAAUUGACCGAGAUUUAUAUAAAAAACAUAUACAAGAAGAGUUGUUUCAUAAAACUUCUAAUUUAGAUGUGAUAGAAACAUCCGUUGAGGAUUUAAUUAUUGAAAAUAAUAGUGAUUCAUUAGUUGAUUGUAAAGGAAUUAUUUUAAAAGAUGGUACAAAAAUUAACUCAAAAGCAGUUAUAAUGACAACAGGUACUUUUUUAAAAGGUCAAAUAAAUAUUGGUUUAGAUAUAAGACCUGCUGGAAGAAUAGGUGAUGAACCAGCCAUUGGUUUAGCAAACACUUUAAGCAAUUUGGGCCUCAGAAUGGGUAGAUUGAAAACAGGAACCCCACCAAGGCUAAAAGCAUCAACAAUCAAUUUUAACGUUUGUGAAAAACAACUAGGCGAUGAUCCACCAGUUCCUUUUUCAUUUAUGAAUGAUAAAGUUUGGAUUGACUCCAAAGAUCAAUUGCCAUGUUAUUUAACACAUACAACCCCUGAUCUUGAACCAAUUGUAAGAAACAACCUUCAUGUGAACAAUCAUGUUAGAGAAGAAGUAACAGGCCCAAGAUAUUGUCCUAGUAUUGAAUCAAAAGUGUUGAAAUUUGGCGGUAGAAGACAUCAAGUUUGGCUUGAACCUGAAGGUCUUAAUAGUGAAGUUAUUUACCCAAACGGAAUAUCUUGUACUUUACCGGCCGAAUUGCAACUCCAACUUGUUCGUACGAUUGUUGGUUUGGAACAAGUUGAAAUUCUUAGAUGUGGAUAUGGCGUUGAGUAUGAAUUUGUUGAUCCACGAGAACUUUGGACUAGUUUAGAAUUGAGGAAAGUUAAUGGGUUGUUUUUGGCAGGACAAAUUAAUGGUACAACAGGGUAUGAAGAAGCAGCUGCUCAAGGCAUUUAUGCUGGAAUUAAUGCAGCAGCUAAAGUUUUGGGUAAACCACCUUUAGUAAUUGACAGAAGUGAUGGUUACAUCGGUGUUUUAAUCGAUGAUUUAACAACACAAGGAACUUUAGAACCAUACAGAAUGUAUACUUGUCGGGCAGAAUUUCGGUUAAUGUUAAGGCCAGAUAACGCUGAUAUAAGAUUAACUGAAAAGGGUUAUAAAUUAGGGUGUGUUUCUGAGAAUAGAUAUCAAAGAACCAUGGAAAUUGAAGAAAAACUUAUUGAAGGAACCGAAUUGUUAAAAAGUUUUAGUAAAACUGCUAGUAAAUGGAAGGAAUUGUUAAAAUUAACACCUACAAGAAAUAAUUUACAAAAAACGGCUUUUGAAAUGUUAUCAACGAACGAUAACAUUACCGUCGAUGACUUAGCUCAAGUUAUACCUGAAUUAAAACCUUUAACUUUUGAUAUAGCAGUAAAAAAUAGAUUAAAAAUUGAAGCACUUUACGAAUCUGCUAUUGCAAUGCAAAUAAACGAAGUGGCCGAAUUGAAACGAGAUGAAGCUUAUCUAAUACCAAGAGACAUCAAUUAUAAUUCAGAAUCUCUUAAUUUAAGUUUUGAAGAGAGAGAGAAAUUAAUAACUUUUCAACCACAAACGAUUGCAGCUGCAAGUCGAAUACCUGGAGUAACUCCAGCUUCAAUAGUAAAAUUGUUACGGUUUGCAAAACACCGAGAUUGUGAUUAUCUUGCAAAUGUUUAAAACUGAUUUUAGUAAAUAUAAUUGAUAUUAGUGAAUUAAGUAUAGUUUAUAACACAUUUUUUGCCAAAAGUUGACUUUAUUAAAUACUGGUACAACAUA